AUGCCGAAUGCAAAGAGCACCUCGGAGUGCGCAGGGCUGCGCGAUGUGGACAUGCGCGGCCUCCGAGUUCGCGGUUUCACCGUCGCCCAGCUGCUGCAGCAGCGGAUGCCGGAGCUGUCCGAGCACCUGGCGGAGUACCUGCGCAACGACCUCAGCCUGCUUCUGACGGAGUGGUUGCUGACGCUGUUUGCCAGCAGCGUGCCGCUGGGCCCAGUGGCCUCCUUGUGGGACCGGUUCUUCGAGGAGGGUUACGUCGCGAUCUACCGGCUAGCGCUGGCGCGGCUGAGGUGCUUGCAGCCUUGGCUGCGCGCGGAGACGGACUUCGCGAGCCUUGUGCACCUCAUCAAGGAGGCGCACGUGGAGUUCGACUGCUCCUCCGGGGAGCCGCAGCCGCUGCUGCCCGCCGGCGAGGUGCAGAAGGGCAGCGACCUCGCGGCCGUGGCGCGCAGCAAGAAGAACGGGCUCAUCACCAAGCGCUUCCGCCCGCCGGUCGGAGGGGGCCUAGGUUCCACGGGAACGUGCCGGCCGAACCUUUCUGACGGUGUGGGCACCGCUUCCUGCCUGUGAGCGCCUGCUGGGCUCGGUGCGUCGGAGGGCCCCAGCUAUCGCUCCGCAAAACUCGGGCCAGCGAAGCAUGCACGGUCCCGGCACUUUUUCCUCCACCAGUGAGGUGACACCGUCGCGAUCAGCAGCAUGGACGGGCUCCUGCAUCGGGGACGGCGCGCGGGAGUGAGAGCGAACCAGGAGAAAAGCACGCCCAAAGAGCCGUGCACGAGCAAAAGUCAGGAUCCGAGACACACACAUACACAUACACGCAGACACACAGAC
Molecule: messenger RNA, 828 nt
Organism: Prorocentrum cordatum
Lineage: Eukaryota; Dinophyceae; Prorocentrales; Prorocentraceae
Source: the annotation of a GenBank genome assembly